AUGGCACAGGCUUUCACUUCUCUUUCUCUGAUCUCCCUUUUGACGAGCCCUUUACUUACCUUCUGUCAAGCCUUGCCAUCCAUCGUCCAAACACUCGCCUGCUUCGGACGCAUUCAGGAGUACGUCUUUGAUAAACUUACGCCUAGCCCCGAUCCGGAAUUAUCUAUGACAACUUCGGCCGAAGGGGUCUCAAGAGAAGCAAUGGAACUGCAAGAGUAUGAUCAGUCCACUGCAUCUGACCUGCAUUUGGUGUCAUUCAACAAUGCGGACAUUUCCUGGUCUCCGGAAACUCAGGUUGUGCUGAAUGAUCUGAACUUGAACAUCCCCGAAGGAAUCACUACGCUGAUAGGCCCCGUCGGGUCGGGAAAAUCAACCAUACUAGAAAGUAUUCUCGGGCAAACAACUCUCAAACGCGGCUCAUUGAAUUCAAAAAUGACGAAAGUCGCAUACUGCGGCCAGACGCCAUGGAUCAUAGAUGGUACCAUUCAACAAAAUAUCACGGGAGGAACUGAAUUCGAGAACAGUUGGUAUCGAUUUGUCAUUUCGGCUUGUGGUCUGGAAGCAGACAUGAAAGCAAUUCCGAAAGGUGAUAUGUGUAGGACGGGGAGCAAAGGGGUGUCACUCAGCUCAGGACAAAAACAACGAGUUUCUCUUGCCCGUGCAGUAUAUUCCAAAAAUCGGGUUCUAGUUCUGGACGAUGUCUUUAGCAGACUCGAUUCAAAGACGAUCAGUGUAAUAUCCAGCCAUCUCUUUAGCCGGGAAGGCUACAUCAAGACCACUGGAAGAUCGGUGAUUCUUGCCACGCAUACGCACAAUAUUAUCGUUCUUGACGACGGAAGGAUUGUUGAUCAAGGACCGUACGCAGAGAUUUUGUCGCGAAGGCCAGACACAAUUGCGAGAUCCUUCAUGCCUGUUCAGAAUACCCCCAUAGCAUCACCUGUAAAGGAGUGCCUGACUGGCGAGAAAGCGGAUGAAUUUCAAGUCCUGAUUAGCAGUGAUGUAGACAGUAUACAUUCUGACGCUACAACACAAAAGCGUGGCGCCUGGUCUGUGUACAUGUACUAUUAUCGCAGUGCGGGAUUUGUCCCUGUUAUACUUCUUGUAUUUUUCUCUGGAAUUGAAGCAUUUGGAAGCAAUUUUGCAACUAUAUGGCUUCAAUGGUGGAUGGAAGCAAACGAACAGCAACCAAAUAAGGAGCUAGGGAAGUACUUAGGGGUGUACGCCUUUCUCUUCGGCUUAUCUUUUCUCGGUGUCGUGGCCGGUUGUUGCCAAGUUCGAGUGGUGGAUAUCGAAGCCAAGGCCCCCCUUUACGCCCAUUUCAUCGAGACGAUCCAGGGUCUCUCAACCAUUCAUGCCUUCAAGUGGGAGUCCCGAUUUCGAGAUCAAGGCCAAUCAUACCUGAAUGAAUCUCAGAAGCCAUUUUACAUGCUAUUUUGCAUUCACAUCUGGCUACAAUUGGUCCUGAACAUGAUUGUAGGAGCGAUUACAGUCAUUAUAGUCGCUACCAUGACUUCCAUGAGAGACCGCUUUGCUGCUGGGUCCAUCGGAGUUGCGCUCAAUAUGGUUCUCACACUCAAUCAAUCCCUUGCCCAGAUGAUCCGGUCCUGGACAAUGUUGGAAACGUCCAUUGGUGCCGUAUCGCGAGUUCGGGAUUUUGUCACAGGUACACCUUCGGAGUUAAGAUCCUUAACUACUCCAUCUCGUGUUGAACCUGAAUGGCCUUCUCACGGUGCUAUUGAAUUUGCAGGCGUUACGGUUUCUUACAAUCCUACAAGCACGCCUGUUCUUCAAAACCUGUCUCUGAAGAUCCGAGCAGGCGAAAAAGUUGCCAUUUGUGGGCCUUCCGGCAGUGGAAAAACAUCGUUAAUCUUGGCUCUUCUCCAGCUGAUUGAUAUCCAACAGGGUCGCAUCAUAGUAGAUGAUGUAGACCUGUCAACAGUGUCGCGAAACACUCUUCGCGCACGGUUAAAUACCGUCCCUUCCGACCCUUUCUUUAUGCCUGGCACUUUGCGAUUUAACCUUGAUCCCCACAGAAAUGCGACCGAUGAAAGUAUUGAGUCGGCACUCAAGAAGGUGGGCCUAUGGAAGCGCAUCAGCAAUGAAGGAGGACUAGAUACGGAGUUAUCCGCAUCGGACUGGUCCAUUGGAGAGAGACAGUUGUUGACACUGGCGCGAGCACUAAACGUCCGCAGCAGUAUUUUGAUCCUCGAUGAAGCCACCAGCAGCGUUGACUGGAAAACAGAGUCCAUCAUGCAAGAUGUCAUUGACACAGAAUUUGCGUCCUCGCAAACAAUCAUCUCUAUUCUUCAUCGCUUCCGACAUAUCGAUCGAUUCGAUCGGGUAGCACUACUGCAGGGUGGGAAAAUUGUGGAAUAUGAUAGUCCACAAGUCUUGCUUGCGCGAAACUCGGAAUUUCGGAAACUGUACAUGUCAUUACAAGAGCAUUGA
Molecule: messenger RNA, 2448 nt
Organism: Talaromyces atroroseus
Lineage: Eukaryota; Fungi; Ascomycota; Eurotiomycetes; Eurotiales; Trichocomaceae
Exons: 7
Coding region: 1-2448 (815 amino acids)
Biological process (GO): transmembrane transport
Cellular component (GO): membrane
Molecular function (GO): ATP hydrolysis activity; ABC-type transporter activity; ATP binding
Source: RefSeq, a predicted model, not a curated record